AACGCUGCGUAAAACUCUUGUCAAGUGACGAAUGUCCAAAAAGUUCAGAAGUUUUUUUUACUUACCCAAUUCAGUCUGCCACCCUGCAGAAAGGACGUUUUGGGGGCAGAUGUGAAAACGGGGUUGGGAGAAUAAGCGUGGAUUGCUCUCUCUCUCUCUCGCUGGCCUUUUUUCCUGUGUCGGUAUUUCGGCGUGAAGUUUUUUUUUAAGGGGGGGUUGGUUGUUGCGGUGGUGAGGAGCUGGAGUGCAACACCACGAAGCCGGGAGACUUCUAACAUUUCUUCUGAAAGUGAUUGUGUGCAGUUUGGGUGUGUUUUUUUUUGUUUUUUUAUUAUUAUUUGGUGGCUCUGUGGGAAGGCAGCGAUGCAAGCUCGCUACCCGGUGUCGAGUCCGAACUCUCUCGGAGUGGUGCCCUACCUCAGCGAGCAGAAUUACUACCGGCCCGGCCCGGGAUACACCGGGAUGCCGGCACCGAUGGGAAUGUACCCGCACACUGCUCACGAACAGUACGCGGCGGGGAUGGCUCGAUCCUACGGACACUACACCCCUCCUCCUCAACCCAAGGAUAUGGUGAAGCCUCCUUACAGCUACAUCGCCCUCAUUACCAUGGCCAUUCAGAACGCACCCGACAAGAAGAUCACCCUGAACGGGAUCUACCAGUUUAUUAUGGAGCGCUUCCCCUUCUACAGGGAGAACAAGCAGGGCUGGCAGAACAGCAUCCGCCACAACUUGUCCCUUAAUGAGUGCUUCGUGAAGGUGCCCCGGGAUGACAAGAAGCCGGGCAAGGGCAGCUACUGGACCCUGGACCCGGACUCUUACAACAUGUUCGAGAACGGCAGCUUCCUCAGGAGACGGAGGCGCUUCAAGAAGAAAGACGCGGUGCGGGAGAAGGAGGAGAAGGAACGGCAGGGCAAGGACACCGCGGGACGGCAGCAGCAGCAGCAGCCGGCGGCCGCUGCAGACGCCGACAAACACGCGGUGAGGAUCCCGGAGAUCAAGACCGAGAACGGGGCCCCGUCCCCGCCCCCGCCGCCCCUGGCCGCUCCCCCUGCCCUGAGCAUGGUGCCCAAGAUUGAGAGCCCGGAGCCCAGCAGCGGGCAGAGUCACAGCAGCGGCGGCAGCAGCAGCAGCAGCCCGUCCAGCCGCUCCCUCAGCCUGGAUAGUCAUGAGCACCAGCCCUUCACGGUGGAGAACAUGGUGCCCUCCCUCAGAGGGUCCCCGCACGCCGCUGGCGAACUCAGCGCGGCUUCCCGGACGGGGAUCAGCCCCUCGCUGUCCCUCAGCUACGCGUCCAGCCAGUCGUCCGUGUACAGCUCCUCCUGCAGCCACAGCCUCAGCUCGGCCGGUGCAGGCACCUACCACUGCAACAUGAACCUGUACUCCGGGGAGAGGGCCGCUCACAUAGGGGCCAGCGGCGUGGACGAGGCGUUGCCCGAGUACUCAAUCCCCCCGAGCAGCAGCAGCAGCAGCACCGCCGCCCCUUCCCUGAGCCACGGUCUCAGCAACGGCCAGGAGGUGGCCGGGAGCGGGCCGGGUCGCCUCGCCUCCUGGUACCUCAACCAGGCCGGUGACCUGAGCCACCUGACUUGCAGCGCUUACUCCGGGCAGCAGCAGAACAUCCACACGGUGCGGGAAAUGUUCGAAGCUCAGCGGAUCGGCCUCAGCAACUCCGCCGUCAGUUCGGCGCACGCCAGUGGGAAUAGCAGUUGUCAGAUGUCGUUCCCCCCAGCCCAGACACUUUACCGCACCUCAGGUUCGUUUGUGUAUGACUGCAGCAAGUACUGACACCAAAAAAAACAAACACACGAGAGAGAGCGUUUACACACUGUAAUUUUUAUCUUUUAGAAUACAAGCAACAACAGCCCGUGUUUAUAUAUCUGUCUCAUUUGUGUAGAUAAAAAAAAACCCACAAAACCAAUUUGAAAUUUGGUUAACAGAACAGUGUUACUCCAAAAGAAACGUAAGUUGCUUUUAUUUUGCAAAAAAGUGUUUAAAAAAAUGAAAAAAAGUUUGUGUGUCAAAUCUACUAGAGUUCACGGCGAGCUAACUCGGAUUUGUUAUAAGCUGUCGGAUAGUAAUUUAUUUUCAGUGUAGUAGAAUAUUAUUUUUAAAUAUGGACCAAACUCCCCGAAAGUGUUCUGGUGCUGACUCUCCCCCUUCUCCCGACCCCCAUCCCGAAUCUUUAACGUUAAUGUUUUGUUGUUAUUGUUACCCUCCAGUAUAAAGGUUGACUGUAUAACGCGA
Messenger RNA from Hemiscyllium ocellatum (epaulette shark), 2244 nucleotides. Its product is annotated as forkhead box C1-A-like. NCBI's taxonomy places the organism in Eukaryota, Metazoa, Chordata, Chondrichthyes, Orectolobiformes, Hemiscylliidae. The record is from RefSeq and is a predicted model, not a curated record. Bases 364 to 1785 code for a protein of 473 amino acids. Gene Ontology annotation, biological process: anatomical structure morphogenesis; cell differentiation; regulation of transcription by RNA polymerase II. The transcript has a single exon. Gene Ontology annotation, molecular function: RNA polymerase II cis-regulatory region sequence-specific DNA binding; DNA-binding transcription factor activity, RNA polymerase II-specific.